AUGGGCAGAAGGAUUAGCUCAGUGAGUGCCAGGCUCGUCAGGCACCAACCAUUGCCCCUUAGUUUGGGUUGUGCUAACAACAAAAUUAAAGGCAAAAGUCUUCCUACUAUGGUUAAGCUAUACCAUCCACGACUUCCACUUACAAAUAAAGCUUCAAGUACUACUGACUUGAUUGUCAAACACCCUGUUACGUCACUGCCAGUGGCCACAGUCAUUAGGCUUCUAAAAAAGAAAAGAAUCAAUUAUGGAUGCUUGCCUAACCUCUAUGAAAGCGUAGAAAAUCUAAAUGAAACCUAUGUUCAGUCGAACAAAGACAAGGAUAUCCUUUUAAAACCCAAAUCUUCAGUUGGGAAUAUCUCUUCAGUUCCUUUUCUAUUGCGUAAUGACAUUGCGACACCUGAGAGGAGUUUCUAUUGUUGUUCCUACAAUAGUGGCCACUUUACUGUUUCUGAUGACCCUAGUGCUCUAUGUCCUACUUGUCAGUAUAGCAUGUCGAAGAAGUUGACGUAUGUUGCUCCACCCACGGUGAAGGGAGGUGUGGCAGCAACAGGGGGUUUCGUAAAGGAGGUUGUGACAUACAUGGUGAUGGACGACUUGGUAGUUAAGCCUAUGUCCACCAUUUCUAGUAUUACCCUUCUCAACAAGUUUAAUGUCAAGGAUUUUGGUGUGCUGCAGGAGCAAGUAGUAAGUGUUGGAAUGGAAGAGGCAUUGAUGCUGCUGAAAGUAUCUUUCGAGUCGAAAUCAGUUCUGACAAGUGUUUUCAUGAGCUCUAUUCAGGCGGAGAAAUAG
This is a messenger RNA of Nicotiana attenuata, 789 nucleotides long. RefSeq lists its product as uncharacterized. Bases 1 to 789 code for a protein of 262 amino acids. The transcript has 2 exons. The record is from RefSeq and is a predicted model, not a curated record. NCBI's taxonomy places the organism in Eukaryota, Viridiplantae, Streptophyta, Magnoliopsida, Solanales, Solanaceae.